This is a messenger RNA of Owenia fusiformis, 1156 nucleotides long. Lineage: Eukaryota; Metazoa; Annelida; Polychaeta; Sabellida; Oweniidae. The record is from the annotation of a GenBank genome assembly.
CAUUCAAUGGUAAACUGGAGAUUGAAAAUGGUGAAAAUUCAGCCCUAACAAAUAUUAAAGUUGAUCUUCAUAUAUGGAAAUCAGAGGAUGUGACACAGGAACAUACGAUGGAUCAUUUUUCAAUAGGGGAUCCAGAUUUGAGUGGCAUCAGUUCUGUAGAUGGUUUGGGAAGUCUAGAAAAGGGGAAGACCGGUGCUGCUGAAUGGUUGAUCAUACCUUACUCUACAGCUGCACCGUCAGAAGAUAUCGUGUACGCCAUUGGUGGUGUACUCACUUACUAUGUUGACGAGGCUAAAUUUACCGUCCCACUUCUUGCUGAUAGUGUAACUGUAAAACCUGACCCACGACUUCAUAUUCAUUACUUCCAUGAGAAAUAUGUUGAAGCUGAUGAUCCCUUUACAAAGGAUGUGGUUGAGCCCUCUGUUCCAUUUAGUUUGGCUAUUAUGAUUACAAAUGCAGGUAAUGGGAUCGCAAGGGGGCUUAAGAUAACUUCAGCUCAACCCAAAAUAAUAGAAAAUGAAAAAGGACUAUUGGUGUCAUUCAGGAUUAUUGCGGCACAAAUAGGAAAUGAAGCAAUAUCACCAUCCUUGGCGAUUGACUUUGGGGAUAUUGAACCUCAUCAAACAAAAACUGCCCGAUGGCUUCUCGAAUGUACCCUGAAAGGGAAAUUUUUUAACUACACGGCCACGUUUGAGAACAUAAAUCCUCUGGGUGACCCUGAACUCUCAGUGUUAGAUGUUCUAGAGUACCAUGACUUGAUUCAUCUGGUUCGAAUGCGAAGUAAUAUAACCCAGUCUGAUGAUGGCUUCAGUGAUUUCCUGGUAAAUGAUAGAAUAGAUGGGCUAGAUAUGCCUGAUGUUGUAUAUAAUAGCAAGGACCAAUCCAAAGAGCCAGUGUUUGUUAGUCUUAAUGUGACAUAUGAGAAAACAAAUAAAAAUUGGUCGGGGAAAAAGUACAGUUACCUGGAAGUCAAUGUUCCUCUUGGCUGGACUUGCACUGAUUGGGUGUACGCACGUUUUGAACAUGACAUUGAACUUGAUGCUGACAAACAUUUACUCCAGGUCCUGAGACACAACGGUAAGGAACUUAUAAGACCUGAAAAUGCCUGGAUGACGUGGCAUAUAGAAGAAUCCCUAUUCGGGCAUUUGUUUGACCA